AUGCAUAAUGGUGGAAAGCUAUCCGAAGCAGCAGACCACGUAGCUUACAUCAAUAAAGCCGAAAUCAGCCCGCCUACUCCAGCUCUCUUGAAUGACAUCGUACGAACGUUCACAGAUGAUGUCACGGUUAGCACUUACGAUAUCUUUCGUUAUCUGACCAUCUACAUAAGAAAAUACUAUGCUGAAAACAGCUGGAUUAUCCCUGGGCAGCAUCAAAGGCUGUUAAACGGAGUGACUGCGUACAAUUGCGGAGUGGAUCGCCAGCAUCAAGUGAAAUUUUAUGAUGCUAUAGAACAGGGUGGGCGGGCACACAAUGAUGAUGUCGUGAAGCACGCAUUCAACUGCCUUCACCAUUUUACGGGAGUCAACGAGCGGGUAAAGGAUGAUGCUACCGGCGACAUAACAAAAUGCAGUCACGCCGCACUACAACCAGAUGAGGAAAGGGGCAAGCAAGCGAUUGCCGUUGGAAGUCCCUGUCACAGUAAGUUGAAGGAGAUUGUGAUGCAGCGGCUAUUCCAGAUAGAUCUCACGCACUGGCUAGUCACGGUGGAACUAGCUAGUGCAAGACUAAACAUUCUUUGGACCGUCUUUACUGUCUAA
This is a messenger RNA of Cylicocyclus nassatus, 600 nucleotides long. NCBI's taxonomy places the organism in Eukaryota, Metazoa, Nematoda, Chromadorea, Rhabditida, Strongylidae. The record is from the annotation of a GenBank genome assembly.